Messenger RNA from Xylona heveae TC161, 1233 nucleotides. Its product is annotated as glycoside hydrolase family 5 protein. Gene Ontology annotation, biological process: glucan catabolic process. Gene Ontology annotation, molecular function: glucan exo-1,3-beta-glucosidase activity. Bases 1 to 1233 code for a protein of 410 amino acids. Gene Ontology annotation, cellular component: cell surface; extracellular region. The transcript is spliced from 5 exons. Lineage: Eukaryota; Fungi; Ascomycota; Xylonomycetes; Xylonales; Xylonaceae. The record is from RefSeq and is a predicted model, not a curated record.
AUGGUCUGUGACGGUCCACCAUUUGCUAACCUGGUCGAACGUAGCAAGCGCCUUGGAAAAAGAGAUCCACCAGGGUUCGAUUAUGGGGUAGAUGUUGUACGCGGAGUCAACAUUGGUGGAUGGCUCGUCCUCGAACCAUGGAUUACGCCUUCGAUAUUCCAGGCUCAAAACGGGUCUAUUGUCGAUGAAUGGACCUUGGGAUACUAUCUCGGCCAAGACGAAGCAUACAACAUUCUGAAGCCCCAUUGGGACACCUGGUGCACCCUUGCCGACUUUCAAAAGAUUGCGGCUUCUGGAUUCAACUUGGUGCGGAUACCUAUUGGCUACUGGGCGUAUCAGAAAUUCGAUGACCCAUUCACGCAAGGCGCGGCGCCGUACAUGGACCUGGCCAUUGACUGGGCUCGCCAGACUGGCCUGAAGGUGUGGAUUGAUCUCCACGGCGCUCCUGGCUCACAGAACGGUUUCGACAACUCUGGUCACUGGACCAGCGACGUUCAAUGGCAGCAGGGUGAUACCAUUGCGCAGACGCUAAGCGUGUUGCACGAAAUCAACCAAAAGUAUGCGCAGCCAGACUAUCAGGAUGUUGUCGUCGGCAUCGAGCUCGUGAACGAGCCUCUCUCAUCCAAGUUGAACGUUUCUCAACUCUACGACUACUACCAGCAGGGUUUCAGCGACGUUCGCUCCGUCAGCGAUACCACCGUGGUCCUUCAUGAUGGUUUCCUGUGGACUAGCUCCUGGGACAAUUUCUUGACGCCGACGAGCAACGAUUACAACGUGCUUGUGGACCAUCACGAAUACCAGGUGUUCAAUUUGGAGCAGAUUGCAUGGCAACCAUGGCAACAUCGCCAGGGUGUCUGCAACGGUGCCGCAUCCUACAGCGAUGCUGACCACUGGGUGGUCGUCGGCGAGUGGACUGCUGCCAUGACCGACUGCGCUCCCGCGCUCAACGGCUACCAAAUAGGCGCCCGAUAUGAUGGAACUUACCCCGGUAGUACCUAUGUCGGCUCCUGCGACAUUUUCAACUUUAUCGACCUUUGGAACCAGACCCUCAAGGACGACACCCGUGGUUAUAUUGAGGCGCAGAUGGAGACCUUUGAGCGUUACACCCAGGGCUGGAUCUUCUGGAACUUCAAGACCGAGGCCAGCGCCGAAUGGGACGCCUUCCGGCUGAUUGAUGCCGGCGUGUUCCCGCAGCCCUUGACAGACCGCAAGUUUAGCGCCAUUUGUUCAUAG